CCUGGAUACAGCAUGACUUCUCCCAUCCCCUUGGUCAAAUGCAAACUUUUGUUUGGUCGACAGUCCCAAGGCCACUCUAGCUUUGACUAUUCUGGAAGGAUGGAUAUCGAUGCUCAGAGUCCACGCCAGAUCUACAUUCCUGAUUUCUUCUGCGUUUGAUGCAUCAUUCUCUCUGUCUCCUGCUGCGUUUUCCGAGCAGGGUUGUGCCGUGGUGGCGGAGAAUGUGGAUGAACGAAUCGCUUGAUGCGCUACCCCCAACCCGCUACGGGUCAGUUGACCUGUCAAACUCUCAGCCGGUGACACCAGCAGAUCAUCUCCGUUCUGAGGGGGUGGCUGUGGACGCUCAGUGUCCCCACGGGCCUUAUAAGUGGUCCGCUAAGCCUUCACUGCACCCCUGCUGAACAACGGAGAAGACUUCUUCUCAUCCGCGACAUUCCCGGUCAACUCCCCCGUGUCUCGCCAGACGCCGUGGACAUGCUCAGCUGCAUCUGAGGACGACGCGGUCGCUACUGUGCAGGCCGCUGCAGCAAUCUUCCCGUAUCAGUCGAAAAGCCGUCUCGCUACGCGUCGCGCGAUCUUUCUUAAGGCAGCGGACUUGCUUGACGAGCGCACCGAGCAGCUAAAAGAACAAGAGUCUCAAGGGACGGGAGCUUCGGAGGACUAAACAGACUUUGACAUCGCGACGGCCGCUGGCGAGCUCCGGGAUAUUUGAGGCCGCUGCAGCGCAAUCAUGGGGAGCAUAUCCAUGACUCAAGAGCAGGGGAUCGGUGUACUGGUGCUCAAGGAACCCUACGGUGUCGUGCUAGGCUUCGCCCCGUGGAAUGCUGCAUAUAUCCUGGGCUUCAGAGCAGUCAUUACUCGCUGUUCCUAUAACAACGGACGCAACUUCACCGACGCCGGACUACCCAAAGGCGCUCAGAACGUGAUCUAUACCCCCCGCGACUCUCCUGCUCAGAUCACGACUCUCCUGAUCGAGUCCCCUGCUGUCAAGAAGCUUAACUUUACGGGAAGCAACGCAGUGGGAACCAGCAUCUGCGCAGCCGCUGGCAGAGCCCUCAAGCCCCGUCCAAUGAAACUCGGCGGCAAAGCAGCGGCUGUCGUGCUGGGCGAUGCUGAUCUCGAGAUGGCUGCCUCCCAGCAUGUUCUAGGUGCAUUCAUGAAGGCGAGCCAAAUGCGCAUGGGCGUCGAGCGCAUCAUCGUGCAAGAACCCAUCGAAGACCAAUUCUUCGGCGAGCAGCGCAAGAAUUCCAACCUGCUAACGCGCUGUCUCCCAUCUUCUUACAGGCUGCGGACGAAGCAGUUAGGAUCGCCAACGACAGCGAAUGUGGACCGAAUGGGGAUGUGUUCACACGCGAUCUGGCGCGCGGACGCUGAGUCGCAAAGCGAUUGGAGUGCGGACGAGUUUCAUUCGUCGAAUCACGUCUGGCACUGA
Mycena citricolor is the source of this 1432-nucleotide messenger RNA. NCBI's taxonomy places the organism in Eukaryota, Fungi, Basidiomycota, Agaricomycetes, Agaricales, Mycenaceae. The record is from the annotation of a GenBank genome assembly.